Molecule: messenger RNA, 2123 nt
Organism: Tupaia belangeri chinensis (Chinese tree shrew)
Lineage: Eukaryota; Metazoa; Chordata; Mammalia; Scandentia; Tupaiidae
Gene: SNN
Product: stannin
Exons: 1
Coding region: 159-425 (88 amino acids)
Cellular component (GO): mitochondrial outer membrane
Source: RefSeq, a predicted model, not a curated record
CAGCCUGAGCUCAUGCAGGGCUGGGUCCUCCGUGGAGUCCAAGUUUCAGCACCACCUGGCUUUGUUUUACAGGAUUCUCGUGUCCAGCCUGGUUUCCAGCCUCGUUGAGCCAGCCACUCCGAGAGUUCCCUGUGAAGAAGCCCCUCCCAGCACUGACCAUGUCUAUCAUGGACCACAGCCCCACCACGGGCGUGGUCACGGUCAUCGUCAUCCUCAUCGCCAUCGCUGCCCUGGGGGCCUUGAUCCUGGGCUGCUGGUGCUACCUGCGGCUGCAGCGCAUCAGCCAGUCGGAGGACGAGGAAAGCAUCGUGGGGGAUGGCGAGACCAAGGAGCCCUUCCUGCUGGUGCAGUACUCAGCCAAGGGACCGUGUGUGGAGAGAAAGGCCAAGCUGAUGACCCCUAAUGGCCCAGAAGUCCACGGCUGACCCGGGAUGAGAGGCUCCUGGUCCUGUUUGCAGCAACCUGAGGAGCUGGGCGGGCAGAGCCACACAGACAUGCUGCUGUCUGAGAGGAGGGGCUGACACCUGCUUGGCAUGGCCUCGGCAGGCUUCGUCAUCGCAUGCACUGACUCCUGGGGUCCCAGCCAUCCUGGGCUUCCCCUCGGCCUCCUGGUGGGGCUGCCCAUUGCAGGCAGUGGGCAGGCCUGCCCUUGCUGGGGCUCCUGGCCCCGUAGCGCUUUUGUUACUUGAAUGUUUAGCUGAGCCUGUUUUUGAUGGAGCUACUACUGUAAUGCGUGAACUAACAAACCUGUGAACUGUACAUAGGCCCCCAGAAGCACGUGCUUAGCCUUUUCGCCAAUUCUUUAAAAUACCAUAUAGAGCACAUGGGACUGGUUCGAUUCCCACUGUAAUGAUGAGCUGAGUCAAGACCGCGGAGCAGCUUAGACUUGUAAGGCCGAGUUGCACUUGGCAGGGGUCUCUAAUGUGUGUCUGUGUCUGUGUCCGUAAAGGAAGUGAGAUGUCAGCUUUCUGUCCCGUGGUGUUUUCAGCGGCAGUCGGAGCGCUUUGGCGAUUUCUGCUUGGUUAGCAAUGGAUGGAAGAACCACAGCCCCUCCGCCUCCCUCCAGGUGGACGGGGCUGCUGAAUAGCAGUGCCUGUAGCUAGGGAGUUACUGCAAGGAAGCUACCGCACCUGCUUGGGAGCCAGUGAGGGACGCGUGGGGGCACGCAUCCCGAGGGCUGCCAGGCAUCCUCGGAGCAGAGCAGUUCCUUUCCCCUCGGCCUUGAGCAUGCUGAACGCUCCUCCUCCACACAAACUUCCUGUGGUGGCUCUGGUCCUCACUGACCCACCAGAGCCCGUUUGGCCACUUUUAGUCUGAUACUUAGUUGGCCCAGGACAGAGAAAGAGUUGUGAGACUUGUUUUUGUAUUUAGUAUUUUCUGCACUGGAGGGGAGGGCAAGGGACUGCUGAGGGUCCCCCCUUCCCUUUUCACAACUUCGCUUCCUUUCCCGUGAUGUUGCCCACCUGCUGGGUACUAGAUUUUACUUCACUCAGUGGGUCUCCAUAGGCUGUGUCCCCUGCCCCAGGGAAGGUCAUUUUCUCUGUGCAUAUUGACAUUCACACAGGAGCCAGCAGACCGCUCCUGCCAGCCUGGCUUCACGCAGGGAGCGGUGCUGGGAGAUGACGUUCCGGUUCAGGACUUGGUUCUCAGCAGAGAGCUGUCAGGGAGCCAGCGCCUCGCAGCCUGGCUCUCUAGGGCACCCCUGUGGGCACUUAGUGAGCUCGCUUCAGUUCUAGCCCCACCGCUGUGGACGCGUCCUGAACCCUCAAGAUGGAAACAGCCCUAGUGUGGGCCUCCUUGGUAAUAAUCCAGAGACCAUCCCAGCUCAGCUAGGCUCUGCUUAGCCAGCCCUGGCUUAACCACAGAGCACUGGCUCUGAGCAGUAUGGGCAGGGAGCUAAGAGUUAGGGCUCACCCAAGUCUCCACAAGCAUGUUAACUAAUCCACCUUCUAGAACCCCACGGCAAGAGCAGAACGCUUCUUUUUAUCAGCGUAUGUGUAAAGUGGGAUAGCUGGUUAGGCCACUUGAGCUGAGGUGCCGAUGAAAUGCCACAGGUCAACCACUAGGGAGCCCUUAGAAGGCAGAAAAGCAACAGGAAGAGGCCAGAGUCUCGGAGGCCUUGC